GACGGAGAGGGGGACUCGGGGCCACACGCCCGUCCUCGUCCCUCUCCGCGGGCUCCCCGGCUCCGGAAGCGCAGGAGCGAAGCAAGCCGAGGCGUGACAGCCCCGCGCCGGGCCCCCGCCGCCCCGCCAGGCCGCCUCCCGAGGCGCCCCCGCAGACGCCAUACUAAAAGGCAAAAUGGCUGCCCCGAGGAAGCCCGCACCGCGCCGCGACUGAGGACCGGGGGGCCGAGCUUCUGCGGGAAAGGGGGAGGGGCACGCCCGCCGAGCCGUCGCCGGGACCGUCGCCCCCCCCACCGAGCCGCGCAGGUUCAAGUUACAGCCACCAGUUGCCUUUAACACGGGGCAGAAGGAGAAAAUGAUCAAAUUUUUUCUCAUGGUGAAUAAGCAAGGGCAGACCCGGCUCUCUAAGUACUAUGAACAUGUGGAGAUUCGCAAGCGGACACUGCUGGAAACAGAAGUUAUAAAGAGCUGCCUCUCUCGGUCCAGCGAGCAGUGUUCUUUCAUCGAAUAUAAGGACUUUAAGCUGAUUUAUCGACAAUAUGCAGCUCUCUUCAUUGUGGUUGGAGUUAAUGACACUGAGAAUGAGAUGGCAAUUUAUGAAUUCAUCCAUAACUUUGUGGAAGUUUUAGAUGAGUAUUUCAGCCGAGUGAGUGAAUUAGAUGUAUCCUUUUUCAUUAUGGUGAGCCAGGGUUUCCACAGCCUUUGGCAAAGCACAUGCUAAUGUUGAUCAGGUGGUGCUCAGGGGUUACUCCUGGAGAUACUCAGGGGACCACAUAGGAUGCCAGGGAUUGAACCCGGGUCAGCCAAUGUAAAGCAACCAUCUUACCUGCUAUACUAUCACUCUGGACCCUGAUUAGAUGUUUAUGAGAAGGUAAAUUUGUUUUACAUCUUUUUGGUGUCUAUCAUAGAUCCAUAAAUUGCUCCAGCAUUUGGUUUGAACUUAUUAAUUUAUUUUUUGAUCAUUUUAUUGAUUGUUGUUGGAGGGGGACCUAUGAGGCCAGAGAUCCAGUCCAGAGCCUUCACUGCACUCUGCACUUGAGCUAUAUCCCUGACCUCUGACUUUUUGUUCUUUCUUUCAUGUUUACACACCAAGGCACACUAUUUGUAUCUUUCCAACACAUUUGGGUUGGAGUUGGGAAUGUUAGACCUGGCAGUGCUCAGGGAUUACUCCUGGUUCUGUGCUCAGGGAUCAUUUAUCGAGGGGCUCGGGGAGAUCAAAUGUGGGGCUGGGUAUCAAACUCUGAUCAGCCAUGUGGAGGGGAAGUGCGCUACCUGCUGUGCUAUUGCUCUAACCCUUCUUUCCCCCCACCCUUUACCUAGUUACUCUUUGUCUUCCCUUUGUCUUGACUAAAAUACAUAUUUACUGCCCCUUAGAAUUGACUGAAGAAUAUAUCUGUUGACAGAUGAGGAAUUUUACAUCAUUUAGCCAGGGGAACAAAAACACUCUCGCCAGGAAGUGUGUGCUCGACUCUAGAAAGGAUUUCACAUGCAGCUCCAGAGAAGCAAAGGUGGGAUGGACAGUGCCUAUGGAGACACUCUUCUGUUGACAUUAUAUAGUCUCUCACUCAGGCAUCAGAAAAACAUGAUGCUAGAAAUCUGACUCCACUCAGCCUCUUAGAAAGUUCCUUGGCACCGUCAUGUGUCCAGGCCAAAUAGAGGCGCAGUCUUAACUUUGUGCUCCUUCUGCGGCAGCCCCAGAGCUUCCAUGUCCCCACUCUGGUAGCACAGCUACCACUGCACAGAGUUGCAGUGCUGGGAAAGCGUAGGCCUUGCAAAAAAUGAAAAGCACGCUGGUAUCACUGCAGCCUGGAGCCGGUUCUCCAGCACUCAGAACACUUCCAUCAGAGUUUGCUUAGGUUCAGUAAGGUCUUAUCAGUGGAACUGAUGAUUUAAGGUUCUAGUCGGCUCAGUAAUAGGUGGCUGGAAGUCAGAACCUCAGGGAAUUCCCACAGAGCCCUUCAGUUUGCCAUCUUUCUCUCCAGAAACCCUAAUCACUCUGGCCUUUUAAGAAAGGGAUCCAAAAGGAGA
This is a messenger RNA of Sorex araneus (European shrew), 2028 nucleotides long. RefSeq names its product adaptor related protein complex 4 subunit sigma 1 (gene AP4S1). Bases 356 to 721 code for a protein of 121 amino acids. Lineage: Eukaryota; Metazoa; Chordata; Mammalia; Eulipotyphla; Soricidae. The transcript has 6 exons. Gene Ontology annotation, cellular component: intracellular membrane-bounded organelle. Gene Ontology annotation, biological process: vesicle-mediated transport; protein transport. The record is from RefSeq and is a predicted model, not a curated record.